Archocentrus centrarchus (flier cichlid) is the source of this 3105-nucleotide messenger RNA. It is a transcript of the gene nr2f5, whose product is annotated as nuclear receptor subfamily 2, group F, member 5. NCBI's taxonomy places the organism in Eukaryota, Metazoa, Chordata, Actinopteri, Cichliformes, Cichlidae. Bases 831 to 2045 code for a protein of 404 amino acids. Gene Ontology annotation, molecular function: sequence-specific DNA binding; zinc ion binding; DNA-binding transcription factor activity. Gene Ontology annotation, biological process: regulation of DNA-templated transcription. The record is from RefSeq and is a predicted model, not a curated record. The transcript has 4 exons.
UUUGAGUCUCAGACACUCGGAGGGUGAAGCGAUAGUACGCUCGGACGGCAAAGCUUGUUCUGUAAGGUGUCUCUGUUCAGGCUCUUCUAUACGGACCAUCAUCCGGGAAGCUCUGGAGAUAUUUCGCCUGUGUGGUGGGUAAAUAAAUGUCAGAGCGCCCACUGACGUCGCUUUCCAAAUCCUCACCUCAGCGCGCAAGAAAAAGAGGAACAAGGAUUGCGUGCUCCCCGGGACCUGCGCUUCAUAAGCUGCGUGAUCCAAAAGCUUGCUGGGACUAAAUAAAUCGAAUGAUAUGAACAUGUGUUCAGUCUUAAAUCUAAUUUGCAUUUAAUCUAGAUGCAGUAUUGAGCGUGCGGCCGAAGAAAGGCGCAUGAGGCGAAAUAUUUUCCUCUGUAUUCAGUUUCAUUUGUCCAACUUUACAUUCUCGCGGCAAGUAAAUAAUCAGACGGUGUUUGAUUUUGAUAGCCGAGACUCUGACUUAUUGGACUGACUUUCCCAAGAGGUUACGCUCUGAAGAACAACGUGUUUAUGGAUGUCUGCGCAGCGAGGAACACCGGGAGUUGUAGGCUUUGCGCUUCUGCGUCGAUCAUGUUGAUGCCUCGUUGUUGCUGUAAACUUUGAUAGAUGUUUACUGGACGAUUUCAGCGAUACCGAGAAACCCUUUGCACAGUUAAGUUCUGCUAAGCUCAGACUGACCUCUGGGGGAAAGUGGGAAGCGCCUUUUCGCCCUGCCUCAUUUUUUUUUCUCCAGAAACGUCAGGACGGAUCUCUAUCACGCAAUCUGACUCUCCUUCUGUGGUUUAAACAAAGGCCAAGUGUUUGGGGAUAGCAUGGCAAUGGUAGUAAAUCAGUGGCCAGAGAACAUUUCUGCAGAUCCGGGGUCUCAGCUCCAGAUAUGCGGCCAGGAGCCCGGCGGGGCGCCUGGAACACCGAACGGUUCCACCCCGGGGAACGACGCACUUUCCGGGGACAAGAUUCCCAACGUAGACUGCAUGGUGUGUGGGGACAAGUCCAGUGGGAAGCAUUACGGUCAGUUCACCUGCGAGGGAUGCAAAAGCUUCUUUAAGCGCUCUGUGCGGCGGAACCUCACUUACACCUGCCGGGGGAACCGAGACUGCCCCAUCGACCAGCACCACCGGAACCAGUGUCAGUACUGCCGACUGAAGAAGUGCCUCAAAGUCGGCAUGAGGAGAGAAGCUGUACAGCGAGGACGCACAUCAAACUCCCAGAGCAGUCCGGGGCAGUACCUGACCAAUGGCACCGACCCCUACAACGGCCAGCCCUACCUGUCGGGUUUCAUCUCUCUGCUGCUUCGCGCUGAGCCCUACCCAACUUCUCGCUACGGGGCUCAGUGCAUGCAGGGGAACAACCUGAUGGGCAUCGAGAACAUCUGCGAGCUCGCGGCCAGGCUGCUGUUCAGCGCUGUCGAGUGGGCCAAGAACAUCCCCUUUUUUCCCGAUCUGCAGCUCAUGGAUCAGGUGGCCUUGCUGCGGAUGUCAUGGAGCGAACUCUUCGUCCUAAACGCCGCCCAGUGCUCCAUGCCGCUUCAUGUGGCCCCUCUGUUGGCAGCGGCCGGCCUGCACGCAUCACCUAUGUCAGCCGAGCGUGUCGUGGCCUUCAUGGACCACAUCCGAGUCUUCCAAGAGCAGGUGGAGAAACUGAAGGCCCUGCAGGUCGACACGGCUGAAUAUUCUUGCCUCAAGUCCAUCGUGCUCUUUACGUCUGAUGCUAUGGGCUUGUCAGACGUUGCUCAUGUGGAGAGCAUCCAGGAGAAGUCUCAGUGUGCUCUGGAGGAGUACGUAAGGAACCAGUACCCCAGCCAGCCGAACCGCUUUGGACGCCUCCUCCUCCGCCUGCCCUCCCUGCGCAUCGUCUCCUCUCCGGUCAUCGAGCAGUUGUUUUUUGUGCGCCUUGUCGGCAAGACACCAAUCGAGACGCUCCUCCGCGACAUGCUGCUCUCAGGCUCCAGCUACAACUGGCCCUACAUGCCCGCCGUACAGCGAGAGCGGCCCAUCUCCCUCCACUACAAUGAGAACGGGCCCUGAAGUGGAAGGACAGACGAAGGAGAAGCUGCGUGGGAAAUUAAGGUCAAAGGUUGACCUGACUACUCAUCCAUCCAUCUUUUCUUCCCUUCACUAUCUGUGUAAAACUUCCCCAGAGGAAGUAUCUCCCUCACCAUUCCGCUCUAAAGACCGCCAAUGAUACACCACCGUCCCGGUUACAUUCACCAUCGCUGACACAGAGACUCGGUGGCCCGUUGCAGUUCCUCAGCUGAGGCUACUUUUGAGAUGUGGCGUGAGAUAGCAGGUUGGUCGAAUGGGUGAUUGCGCAGUUCACCAGCAGGUCUGUUGGACUCACUUCAGAUGUCAGUCUCAAAACCCACGCAAACAAUCGCUGUGUGUUAGCAUCUGUGCACAAGCAUGGCGAAUGCUGAGCAAGGGCUUGACCGAUGGGACAGCCAAGAGCACAAAACCUGAUGUAAAUAUACCAAUUUUUCUAAAAAAAGAAAACCAGAAGCCAUUAAAAAAGACAAAUGCCAAAAUGUCUUGAACUUUUGCAGAGGAUGUUUUAUUGUGUGUUUGUAUUAGCACUGUUUAUAUGGAGAGAAAACUCAUGAUUGUGUCCAUAUGUACAGUAUAUCAUUGAUUCAUAGACAUCUAAGGCAUAUUAGGGUUCAGUUGGGGAAGCUCAGGUUCAGAGGGUGGGUACGCAGACAUGCCAGUAUCAGAAGAAAAGAUGUUACACAGCAGCCUGUGCCAAAGCUGACAAAUCACACUGUUUGGAGUAUUUUGUGAUAGUGGUGGUGAUAUAUCUAUAUACAUCUAUAUAUAUAGAUAUAUAUAGUUUGGUUUGUCUAUAAUUUGACUACACACUUGUUGUGGGGUCUCAGGGGAGAGAAGGACUUUGUAAAAAUACAAAUAAAAGGCACUUGCAUUAAAAACUAGUCCAAAUGUGCAGAAUCACAUCACCGCUGCAUCCUUUCUACCCUGUUUGGCUCAAGAAUAUUUUUUCUUACUCAAAAGGCCCGUUUUUAACUCCUCCGUGGUGUUAUCACCGGGGGGACAAAUCUCAUCCUCUUUAUUAGUUUUUUUUUGUUAGUAAUGA